Molecule: messenger RNA, 408 nt
Organism: Protopolystoma xenopodis
Lineage: Eukaryota; Metazoa; Platyhelminthes; Monogenea; Polystomatidea; Polystomatidae
Source: the annotation of a GenBank genome assembly
AUGGUUGCUGAAAUACCCCCGGGUCUGAUUCAUGAUGGCGAUCUUCUUUCCUCUAACAUUAAAUGCCUAGCCGAUAGUUCGAUAUUGGCUGAUGAGACUUUGGCAGAGGUUGAGCGAGAACGCGUCAGCUCACUAUUUUUGACCUUCGAAGUAUUUAGAAACUCUGAGUGGAAUCAUUACAUCUCUAACUCUAACCGGAGGGAUGUAGAGAUGACAGUUAAACAAAAAUUGCGAACUAUAUUAGACAAUGAGGAAAGGCUCGAGUUUUUCCAACACGCUAAGGAGAUACAAAAAGCCGCCUGGCUUGCGCCUCGUAGCCGGUCUGAACGUAAUUGGUCUCGUUUGAAAGAGUGGCGUGAAGAUAUUACCGAAUACAACAGAAAAAAACAACGUCGCGAUGUGUCUUAA